AUGAUGAAACAUUUUGAAACAGACAAGGUACUACCUGAACAACCUUUGGCGCUAUUUGAUGAUGUCAUGCGUUGUAAUUGAGUUGUAUAUCCUCUCUCCUCAGGUAAAAUGUUCAAGUCCCUGGACCUGUCGCUGAUUGUGGAGUUUAUGCUAAUGUUCUACAAGGACAAGCCCAUUGACUGGCUGCUGGACCACAUAAUGUGGGUCAAGGUGUGCAACCCAGAGAAGGACGCGGUAAGUUCACCCCACCCCCAUGGUAAACCUAGGCCCAGUUCUAAGUACACCUUUCAUUAAUUCCGUGUGGUAACCACUGUCCUAAAACAAGUUUUCCUUUGGAUGCAGUCAUGUUAGAUCAGUGAUUACUUCAAGGGAAGGAGGAAAGAAGGAUGUAUUACACAUUAUCCAAGCAGGGAGCUACAGGUUACUGCAAAAAUAAAGGAAACACUUGAGUAAAUGAGGGAUACAUAGGCUGCAUUGACACAGGCAGCCCAAUUCUGAUAUUUUUUUCCACUAAUUGGUCUUUUGACCAAUCACAUCAGAUCUUUUCACAUCAGAUCUUUUUCAGAGCUGUUCUGAUUGGUCAAAAGACCAAUUAGUGAAAACAAUAUCAGAAUUGGGCAGCCUGUGUAAACGCAACCAGAGUAUAUUGAAAAUAGGUGCUUCCACACAGAUGGGGUCCCUGAGUUAAUUAAGCAAUUAACAUCCCAUCAUGGUUACGGUCAUGUAUAAAAAUGCCCAUUUCGCCAAUAUUAUGGCUACCAUGGCUAAAAGAAGUUAUCUCAGUGAAUUUAAAAGAGGGUUCUCAAAGGAGCAUAGGGGAUUUAAGGGUGUGUGUGUUUCACCAGAUCUCAACCCAAUUGAACACUUAUAGGGGAUUCUGAGGAGUGCCUGACACAGCGUUUUCCACCACCAUCAACAAAACACCAAAUUAUAGAAUUUCUCAUGGAAGAAUGGUGUUCGCAUCCCUCCAACAGAGUUCCAAACACUUAUAGAAUCUGUGCCACGGUGCAUUGAAGCUGUUCUGGUGGCUCGUGGUUGCCCAACUUCCUAUUAAGACACUUUAUGUUGGUGUUUCCUUUAUUUUGGCAGUUACCUGUACAUACACUACAUGGCCCAAAGUAUGUGGAUGUCGAACAUCUCAUUCCAAAAUUAUGGGCAUUCAUAUGGAGAUGGUCUCCCCUGCUGCUAUAACAGCCUCCACUCUUCUGGGAAGGCUUUCCACUAGAUGUUGGAAACUUGCUGUGGGGACUUGCUUCCAUUCAGCCACAAGAGCAUUAGUGAGGUCGGGCACUGAUGUUGGGCGAUUAGGCCUGGCUCGCAGUCGGCAUUCCAAUUAAUCCCAAAGAUGUUCGAUGGGGUUGAGGUCAGGGCUUUGUGCAGGCCAGUCAAGUUCUUCCACACCGAUCUCGACAAACCAUUUCUGAAUGGACCUCGCUUUGUGCACGGGGGCAUUGUCAUGCUGAAACAGGAAAGGGCCUUCCCCAAACUGUUGCAACAAAGUUGGAAGCACAGAAUCAUCUAGAAUGUCAUUGUAUGCUGUAGUGUUAAGAUUUCCCUUCACUGGAAGUAAGGGGCCUAGCCAGAACCAUGAAAAAUUGCCCCAGACCAUUAUUCCUCCUCCACCAAACUUUACAGUUGGCACUAUGCAUUGGGGCAGGUAGCGUUCUCCUGGCAUCCGCCAAACCCAGAUUCGUCCAUCGACUGCCAGAUGGUGAAGCGUGAUUCUUCACUCCAGAGAACGCGUUUCCACUGCUCCAGAGUUCAAUGGUGGCAAGCUUUACACUACUCGAGCCGACACUUGGCAUUGCGCAUGGUGAUCUUAGGCUUGUGUGCAGCUGCUCGGCCAUGGAAACCCAUUUCAUGACGCUCCCAACGAACAGUUAUUGUGCUGACGUUGCUUCCAGAGGCAGUUUGGAACUCGGUAGUGAGUGUUGCAACCGAGGACAGACAAUUUUUACGCGCUACGCACUUCAGCGGUCUCGUUCUGUGAGCUUGUGUGGCCUACAACUUCGCGGCUGAGCCGUUGUUGCUCCUAGACGUUUCCACUUCACAAUAACAGCACUUACAGUUGACCGGGGAAGCUCUAGCAGGGCAGAAAUUUGACGUACUGACUUGUUCAAAAGAUGGCAUCCUAUGACGGUGCCACGUUGAAUGUCACUGAGCUCUUCAUUAAGGCCAUUCUACUGCUAAUGUUUCUCUAUGGAGAUAGCAUGGCUGUGUGCUCGAUUUUAUACAACUGUUAGCAACGGGUGUGGCUGAAAAAGCUGAAUCCACUCAUUUGAAGGGGUAUACACAUACUUUUGGCCAUGUAGUGUAUAAAUACUAUGCCUUUCAAUUGCUCUUGCCAAAAUGGUCUCAGUCUCCCACACACUCAUACUCUCUUUCCCUCCUACUCUUUCUUUCUCAACUCUCCCGUCUGUCACAAACACAGAAACACUGCGACAGACAGAAGGCCAACCUGAGGAUUCGCUUCAAGCCCUCACUCUUCCAGCAUGUGGGCACCCACUCCUCCCUGGCCGGCAAGAUCCAGAAACUCAAG
Coregonus sp. 'balchen' is the source of this 2539-nucleotide messenger RNA. Lineage: Eukaryota; Metazoa; Chordata; Actinopteri; Salmoniformes; Salmonidae. The record is from the annotation of a GenBank genome assembly.